Molecule: messenger RNA, 2816 nt
Organism: Poecilia latipinna (sailfin molly)
Lineage: Eukaryota; Metazoa; Chordata; Actinopteri; Cyprinodontiformes; Poeciliidae
Product: zinc finger protein OZF-like
Exons: 2
Coding region: 145-1575 (476 amino acids)
Biological process (GO): regulation of transcription by RNA polymerase II
Cellular component (GO): nucleoplasm
Molecular function (GO): DNA-binding transcription repressor activity, RNA polymerase II-specific; RNA polymerase II cis-regulatory region sequence-specific DNA binding
Source: RefSeq, a predicted model, not a curated record
CUGCUUUAAUCCACUAGGGGGUGGUAGUGUUCACUCGCUGAAAAAAAAAAAAAACAAGUAGAAGAAGAGGCGGCGGAUGUAAACGGAUUGCUAGCCGACGUUGGAGACGGUUAUUCUCUGAAUAUGUGAGAAUUUGCAGUAAAGAUGUCUUCAGUUCAGCCCCAACGGAAGUUUAUCAACCAGCAGUUAACUCCUGCUGAAGAAACCGACCCGGAGUUUGAAGAAGUCAUCGUGAAAUCGGAGGACGAGCUCGAUGAUCAGUCCAAUCUGCUGGAUUUCUCCCAGGAAGACGUCCACCAGGAUGACGUUUGGGAAGAGGAGGCGCUCACCAACCAGGAGAGGAGCUCCGGUUUUGAUGAAGAGGAUCCAGAACCUCUGCAGAUGAAAGAGGAGCAGGUUGAGUUUGGACAUCUGCUGAUAAAAGAGGAAGACAUGGAGCUCCUCAUCAGUCAAGAUGAAGAGCAGCUUGAGCUGAAGGAGGAGUCUGACACCUUCAUGGUGACGCCUGCUGAUGAGGAAAGCUUUCACACUGAACCAGAACCAAACUGGUACCCGCUCGACUCUCAGGACUCCCCUGAAAGUAACAGCCAGGACCAGGAAGGAAGCGCUUCAGAAGACUGGGGGUCAAAGAGUGAUGAAGAGCAAAUGCUAAAUGAGCAGGGUCAGGAAACCAGACAAUAUAAUCAGUAUUCUGAGAGCUCAAAUCAAGAAGGGCACAGUGCUCACAAAGAAAAGAAACAAUAUUCUUGUAAAAUGUGUGACAAAAGCUUUUCCCAGAAUAAUAAUCUGACGAUACACAUGAGAAGUCACACAGGGGAGAGGCCUUUCUCAUGCGAGACGUGUGGCAAAGGUUUUACUACAAAAUCGAAUUUAACCCUUCACUUGAGAACUCACACAGGUGAGAAGCCUUUUCCGUGCGUGACCUGUGGAAAAAGCUUCAGUCUAAAAUGUAUUUUAACCGAGCACAUCAGAACUCACACCGGUGAGAAACCCUUCCCAUGUCUGGCCUGUGAGAAAAGUUUCCCCUCCAAAAACCAUUUGAAUAAGCAUUUGAGAAUUCACACUGGCGAGAGGCCAUUCUCGUGCAUCACCUGUGGGAAAAGGUUCAGUCUGAAGUGCAAUUUAACUGAACACAUGAGGACUCACACUGGUGAGAAGCCUUUUCAGUGUUUGGCUUGUGACAAAAGUUUCAACUCUAAAAACCAUUUGAAUAAACACCUGAGAGUCCACACAGGUGAGAGGCCUUUCGCCUGCAUGGUCUGCGGAAAAGGGUUCGCUCAGAAAAGUUGUUUAACGGAUCACAUGAGAACUCACACGGGGGAGAAACCUUUCCUUUGUGGUAUGUGUCAGAAAGCCUUCAGCCUGAGGAGCAGCUUGAAUAACCACAUGAGAACCCACACGGGCGACAAGCCUUUCUCAUGCAACAGCUGCGAAAGAACGUUCACGUUAAAGAGUCGUCUGAACAGACACAUGAGGUCUCACACAGGGGAGAAACCGUUCACAUGUAAUGCUUGUACUAAAACCUACAGCCUAAAGAGCAGUUUGACCAAACACAUGAAGACUCACAUCGGCUAGGAGCGUUUCUGCUGUUUACAGUGUAGAGAUAAAGAUGUUAGCAACCAUUAACAUGACAGCUUAUAUUUUAAUGUAAUAUAACGUGGAAGAUGGUGAUGGUUCACUAGGGCUGGAUUAAAAGUUUUAUUAUGAAAUUUUGUGGUGACGUUGUGAUAACAAUAAAAGUGACAAUAGUAACUAUUUUUUACAUGUUUUUUAGGUAACUUUAUGACUGCUGUUUAAAAACAUUCCUGUUUGUAAUGAGCUUCUUUAGGAAAAAUACUAGUUUUGUAAAGAAGUGUAUUUUAUAUCACUUCUUGAAAUUUAUGAAUUUUCAAAUUUAUUGGUAUUUAUUGAUUCUUUUAUUGAACAAGCAGAGGAGAAAAUAGUAAAACUAUCAAUCCUUGUAAUAAUGAUUGUUUUAAAUGGCACUAAUUGGAGUUUAUAGUGGCAACGAUAAAUAAAAAAUUCUUAUGAAAAAUGUAUUACGAUAAAUGAUGAUACCAUAAAUACCCUUUGUCGUGUUCACUUUAAAUUUUGCAAAUAAGAAUGUGAAAUGUGAGUUUUACUACAGUGUUUUAUAUAUUGGGGAUAUUUAGCUAAUAACUAAACAAGCUAAAGUUAGAAAAGGCCAAAUUAAAAAGACAAAAAUCAGAUCAAGACACUUGCUGUCAUUUGUUCCAAAGGCAAAAUUAUUGCCAAAUCAUCAGUUUGUUCAUAAUUAAACACAUUAAGCACAAAGGAUUUACAUACAAAUGUUACUACAAUUUAAAGUCAUUGCAGCGAUUUUUCUGUUCUCAUUCUCAUAAAAUUAAUUGUUGACCGUUUACUAAACUCCAGCUUUUUCUCUUUUUCAAUUCAAAUUCAAAAGAUACUUUACUGAUCCCAAAGAGAAAUUAGACGUUGCUGCAAUUCAUUAAUUCAAGGUUCUUCAAAAAGUUAUUGUAUAUUUUUGUAUGUCCAUUUGGGUCUCUACUGCUUCUAGAAACAUUCCAGGUGUUUAAAAAAAAAAAGAACAAUAAGUUAAUAUUUUUUGGUGUUUUGGUGCAAACUGUUUCAAAAUCCUUUCGGAAUAUAAUGUUACAAAUCAACAAACAUUGCUCUGUUACCUAGCAGAGAUCAAACACGUUUGGUCAGCUGGUUUUACUGCUGUAUGAGCCGUACAAUGGCUACUGGAAAAGACAAGUGGCGCUAAAACAGCUUAUUCUGAAAGGAGCUCAAACUAGAACUGACUAAAUCUGUAUCUGAGAAUUAUUUUGUGU